Messenger RNA from Melopsittacus undulatus (budgerigar), 1481 nucleotides. RefSeq names its product NECAP endocytosis associated 2 (gene NECAP2). The record is from RefSeq and is a predicted model, not a curated record. The transcript has 8 exons. Lineage: Eukaryota; Metazoa; Chordata; Aves; Psittaciformes; Psittaculidae. Gene Ontology annotation, biological process: endocytosis. Bases 4 to 819 code for a protein of 271 amino acids. Gene Ontology annotation, cellular component: clathrin vesicle coat; membrane.
ACCAUGGAGGCGGCGGGGCAGAGCGGCGCCGCCAUGGCGGCGGCGGAGGAGGACUACGAGGCAGUGCUGUGUGUGAAGCCGGCUGUGCACGUCUACCGCCUGCCGCCGCGGGCCUCCAACCGCGGAUACAGGGCUGCGGAGUGGCAGCUGGAGCAGCCGGCAUGGAGCGGCAGGAUGCGGGUCACAGCCAGGGGCAGCGUCGCCUUCAUCAAACUGGAGGAUAAAACCACGGGAGAGCUUUUCGCCCAGGCACCAGUGGAGCAGUUCCCUGGCAUCGCUGUGGAGAGCGUGACAGACUCCAGCAGAUACUUUGUCAUCCGGGUCGAAGAUGGGAAUGGCCGCCGUGCCUUCAUCGGAGUUGGCUUUGUCGACCGAGGGGAUGCUUUUGACUUCAACGUUGCUCUCCAGGACCACUUUAAGUGGGUGAAGCAGCAGAGCGAGCUGGCCAAGCAGGCUGAGAACCCGGAGCAGGGCCCCAAGCUGGAUCUGGGCUUCAAGGAGGGACAAACCAUCAAACUGAACAUUGCGAACAUGAAGAAAAAGGAAGGAGCAACCGGGACCCCCAGACCCCGGCCUGUGGCUCCUGGGAGCCUGAGCUUGCUCCCACCCCCUCCCGGAGGAAAACUUCCUUCUGGAGAGCGCCCAUCCUCACUCUCCAAUCCUACCCCGCUCCCAGGCACCCCCAUCACAGACUCCCUCUUGUCCUGGCCACAGCCGACUGCUGCUUCCUCUGCCUCCACCAGUGAUGUAUGGGGAGACUUUGCCAAAGCUUCAGGGUCAGCUUCUACCCAGACAAACACAGGCUGGGUUCAGUUCUGACCCCAUCCUCUCAGCUGCUCUUCCCUGCACGGGUGCUGGGAUCACUGGGAUUCCUUCAGGACCAAAGCAGCAGCUUCGGGACACCCUGCUCCUGCCCUUAAAUCCCACCUGGCAUCCAAAUCCUGCAGUAAAUGCCAGGGAGCAAACACACAAGUGCCUUCAAACACUCCACAUCGGUGCUCUCUGUCUUGGGCAGCUUUCCAGCCUGGAUCGCAGGAAACCUCCCGAGGCUUCUCCAUUGGGAAGAACAAGCCAUCAGCUUCAUCACCUCCCCUUGAUAACAGGAGGGGGAGUGAAUGCUCCCAGGUGUAUGUGCUGGAGCUGCUCCAUGUGUAUUUGGGCUGGGAAAGCCCUUCCCUCGGUGGGAGCAUCCUCCUGGAUUCAUCUCCCCUGCACGAUCCUGAUGAAUGCAACGCUGAGCGUCGCCCUGAUCUCUUCUUGAGUGCUUGCCUCCACGGUGCAGGAGGUGGGGAGCUGGACCUCUGCCUUUCCAUGCUGAAAUUCCUCAUUUCUUGCUUGGGGAAGUUCGGUUUUCCCCCUCUUUUUUGGGAAGACACGGUUUUACCUCGUCAGUUUAUGAAGGACAGGACCUUGUUGGUCUCUUUCACAGAGCUGGGCUUAAGAUUUCUCUUUACACAAAUAAAUAUUUUCUUACCUAUUUC